Closterium sp. Yama58-4 is the source of this 4560-nucleotide messenger RNA. Lineage: Eukaryota; Viridiplantae; Streptophyta; Zygnematophyceae; Desmidiales; Closteriaceae. The record is from the annotation of a GenBank genome assembly.
AUGUAUGCGAUGUCUAUUAGUGGAGAGGGUGCUCAGUACUUGCGUGUUCCGCCCGACCCGGGCAUUCAGGCCAGUCCGGCUGCCGCUCUAGGUGCUAGUGCGUCUCCUCCCACAGGUCCUGGUGAGGCUGCAGCCCUAGGUGCUCGUGCGUCCGUGCCCCCUGGUACUGAGUCGACUGCAGCACUGCACACCUUCACCCUGGACUCAGGUGCUUCUCGCUCUUUCUUCCGUGACCGCACUGUCCUUGAGCCACUCGCUCGGCCAGUUGCUGUCUCCCUUGCUGACCCCUCUGGGGGUCCGGUCAUUGCGACCUCCUCCACUGUCCUUCCUUGUCCGGCGGUCCCGUCCGGCACGCUGUCAGGUCUCUACCUCCCCUCGUUCUCUACGAACUUGGUGGCAGGUAGUGCGCUCCAGGACGGGGGUGUUCACCAGUUCACCCCUGCCUACGAGCGCGUGACACACUGCACGUGUGCUCGGACGGGUCGCCACCUGGCUACCUUCACUCGGGAGCCGGGGUCGGACCUUUACACACUGACCACUGACUCCCCUCAGGUAGCUGCGUCCGCGUCUGCGUCUGCGUCAGGUCAGCUGUCCGCCCCCUGCUCGUGUCGCUCUCUGGCGCAUGAGACUGUCCUUUGGCACCACCGCCUUGGUCACCCGUCUGUGCAGCGCCUUCGGGCCAUGCACAAACGGGACCUUGUUGCUGGGCUUCCCAGGGUGCUCCCUCCCCUUCCAGCCUCACCUGCUCCUCCCUGUCUUCCCUGUGUCGAGGGGCGGCAGCGCGCCGCUCCUCACUCCUCCUCCUUUCCCCCGACGACUGCUCCUUUGCAGACGCUCCACAUGGACGUGUGGGGCCCAGCCCGCGUCCGUGGCCAGGGUCAGGAGAGGUACUUCCUGAUUGUUGUUGACGACUUCUCGCGCUACACCACGGUCUUCCCCUUGCGCACCAAGGGUGACGUCCCUGAUGUCUUGAUCCCUUGGAUCCGCAGAUCUCGUCUCCAGCUCAGUGAGCGUUUCCACUCCGACUUCCCUGUCCUGCGUCUGCACUCUGACAGAGGUGGAGAGUUUUCCUCUGGCCUCUUGGAGGCCUUCUGUCAGCAGGAGGGCAUUGAGCAGUCGUUCACGCUUCCGGCCUCUCCACAGCAGAAUGGGGUUGCUGAGCGCCGCAUUGGCUUGGUCAUGGAGGUCGCUCGUACCUCCUUGGUUCAUGCAGCUGCCCCCCACUUUCUGUGGCCGUUUGCAGUCCGAUACGCUGCGCAUCAGCUCAACCUCUGGCCCCGUGUCUCCUUGCCCGAGACUUCUCCGACACUGCGUUGGACGGGAGAGGCUGGCGAUGCAUCGCGUUUUCGGGUCUGGGGAUCCCGAGCUUUUGUCCGCGACACGUCCGCGGACAAGCUCUCCCGUCGCGCUGUCCCCUGCGUCUUCCUUGGCUUUGUCCCGGACGCCCCUGGUGUGUCCCAGGUAGACCCGGGUGAGCCUGUCGAGGUAGCUGUUGACUCUCGUCCUGCUCGGGGUACUGAGCCUGGGGGUGCUGCGUCUGGGGGUGCUGAGCCUGGGGGUGCUGGGUCUAGGGGUGCUGAGCCUGGGAGUGCUGAGUCUGGGGGUGCGGAGCCUGGGGGUGCUGAGCCAGGAGGUGCGGAGCCUGGAGGUGCGGAGCCUGGAGGUGCUGAGCCUGGGGGUGCUGGGUCUGGGGGUGCUGCGUCUGGGGGUGCUGAGCCUGAGCGUGCUACACCUGGAGGAGCCCUCUCCUCCCAGCAGCUGCAGGAGAGGUACCUCGAGUACUGCCGCCUCCGGAGAGGUGCUGCUGGAGCUCGUCCCGGUACUUCCCCUCCUACCCAGGAGCUCCCCCCCAUUCAGCAGAUCCGCGAGUGGUACACACGGCGCUGCAGUCUUCGGAGUGGUGCUCCUGGUGCUGCGGACCCUGGGGGUGACGCUGCUGCUGGUGCUGAGGACCCGGACGUGGGAGCUGCUGCUGGUACUGCGGACCCGCCUGGUGGAGCUACUGCUGGUGCUGAGGACUCUGACGUUGGAGCUGCUGCUGGAGCUGAGGACCCGGGCGGUGGCGCUGCUGCUGGUGCUGAGGACCCGGACGGUGGAGCUGCUGCUGGUACUGAGGACUCGGACGGUGGAGCUGCUGCUGGAGCUGAGGACCCGGGCGGUGGCGCUGCUGCUGCUGCUGAGGACCCGGGCGUUGGAGCUACUCCUGGUACUGAGGACCCGGCCGGUGGAGCUGCUGCUGGUGCUGUGGACCCGGCCGCUGGAGUCUCCUCUGCUUCUGGAGACGCUGCGCGGCCGCGACCGUACUUCGUACCGCUCCUUCAGCAGGUUCUUGGGCAGGCUCCUCCUCCUUGUCCUCCUCCCUCUGUAGAGUGUCCUCUGCCUGUCCAGCCGCAGUCACAGUUACCGCCUACCUCGCCUCUUCCUGCUCCCUCUCCUUACACUGGUCCCACAGGAGGUCUUACAGAGCGUCGUGAGCCUGAGUCUCAUCCUGCGUCGCCUGUUCGUCCUGCUCGCACUGGUAGUCGUGUCCGUCGUGAGCGUCCUCCUCCUGUCCCAGGCACUCACUACAUGACUCUGCGUCCCUCUACUGCUCCUCAGCGUGUCCCUCUACCGUCUCCUCCUGCGUCUUCUUUGCCUCACGUUCCGGACCCUGAGUCUGACCGGUACCGUGCUGAGCACCCUACUGUCACGCGUCUCCUUGCUACUGUUGUCACUGACCCUACCUUUGAGUCCUCGACUGCGUCUGCUCUGGUCGCUGAGUUGGUUGACUUUGCUGCUGCCUGUCGUCUAGACUACGCUGCUAGCCUUGUUGCGGAGCCUGAGUCUGAGUCUGUCUGUCCUCCGUCCGUCGGGGGUGAGUGUGCUCUUGGCACGGACGUCCUUGAGGACAGACAGGAGGAGUUCCAGUGUCUUGCUGCUGCUUUGCCCCGUCUCGUGUCCUUGCUAGUUGCCCCUGAGGGAGACCCGGAUGCACCAGACAUCCCGACCCCGCGCACUUACGCUGAGGCGAUGGCGGGUCCCUACUCCUCUCAGUGGCAGACAGCCAUGGACGCCGAGAUGGCCUCCUGGAAGUCCACACGCACCUACGUCGACGAGGUUCCCCCUCCUGGGGCGAACAUCGUCAGUGGCAUGUGGAUUUUCAGGGUGAAGCGGCCGCCGGGUUCUCCGCCUGUCUUCAAGGCGCGUUACGUGGCUCGAGGCUUCAGUCAGCGAGAGGGAGUUGAUUUCUUCCAGACCUUCUCCCCCACCCCGAAGAUGACUACUCUUCGGGUGCUACUGCACAUAGCCGCUCACCGUGACUACGAGCUUCACUCACUUGACUUCAGCACUGCUUUCUUGCAGGGCAGCCUGCACGAGGAGAUCUGGCUGCGCCGCCCACCUGGCUUCACUGGGUCGUUUCCUCCUGGUACCCAGUGGAGGCUUCAGCGGCCGGUCUACGGUCUCCGCCAGGCUCCGCGUGAGUGGCACGACACACUGAGGACUACACUUGCGGCUCUUGGGUUCGCGCCUUCGACUGCUGACCCGUCGCUGUUCCUGCGCACCGACACUUCACUGCCGCCGUUCUACAUCCUCGUGUACGUCGACGACUUGGUCUUUGCCACUGCUGACACUGCAGGACUCGCCUACGUGAAGUCGGAGCUGCAGAGGAGACACACGUGCACAGACCUGGGUGAGCUGACAAGCUAUCUUGGCUUGCGGAUCACCCGGGACAGAGCACGGCGCACCAUCACCCUGACUCAGUCACACAUGGUGCAGCAGGUUCUCCAGCGCUUCGGCUUCACGUACUCCUCGCCUCAGUCCACUCCUCUGCCUACCGGUCACUCGCUCUCAGCUCUGCCUUCGGAUGAGUCCGUAGAGCCGAGUGGCCCGUAUCCAGAGCUUGUGGGCUGCCUCAUGUACCUGAUGACCUGCACUCGACCUGACCUUGCAUACCCUCUUAGCAUCCUUGCACGCUAUGUCGCUCCUGGCCGUCACAGGAAGGAGCACAUGGAUGCUGCUAAGAGGGUGUUGCGCUACUUGUGCAGUACGUCGGGCAUGGGGCUUGUGCUUGGAGGGCGAGACCAAGUUGUUCUCACAGGGCACUCAGACGCUUCUUGGGCAGACGACCAGGCCACUCAGCGGUCGUCUCAGGGUUACACCUUCAGCCUUGGCUCUGGCUCAGUUUCUUGGCGCUCUACACGCUCUUCUUCUGUUCUCGGCUCUAGUUGCGAGGCUGAGAUCUACGCUACAGCCAUGGCUGCCCAGGAGCUACGCUGGCUGACCUACCUGCUGACCGACCUCGGAGAGCCGCCUCGUUCUCCUCCAGUACUGUACGUCGACAACAAGGCUGCCAUUGCCUUGUGUGAGGAGCACAGACUGGAGCACAGAACGAAGCACAUCGCCCUGCGGUACUUCCUUGCUCGUGAGCUGCAGCAGCGCGGUCAGCUUUGUAUUCGCUACGUGGCCACUGAGGCCAACACUGCUGAUGUGUUCACCAAGGCGCUUCAGCCUCGUGACCAUCAGCGCUUCUGCACUCUACUAGGCCUUGUGCCUACUGGACCUCACUUACUUACCUCUUGA